This is a messenger RNA of Zophobas morio, 1040 nucleotides long. Its product is annotated as NFU1 iron-sulfur cluster scaffold homolog, mitochondrial-like. The transcript has 4 exons. The record is from RefSeq and is a predicted model, not a curated record. Gene Ontology annotation, molecular function: iron ion binding; 4 iron, 4 sulfur cluster binding. Gene Ontology annotation, biological process: iron-sulfur cluster assembly. Lineage: Eukaryota; Metazoa; Arthropoda; Insecta; Coleoptera; Tenebrionidae. Gene Ontology annotation, cellular component: mitochondrion. Bases 209 to 976 code for a protein of 255 amino acids.
CUCUGUCAAAAUCUGCUGUCAAAUUCGAAACGUCAGAAAAUAUUUUUAUUGUAAUUUUCCAGUCUUUUUUCCAUGAAAGAGUAAUUAACAUUGUAAAAACACUGACAUUUUUUUAAACCGCAAGUGUUUCAAACCGUAACACUUCUUGUUUUAUUAUUGUGAAAUGCCGACAUAACCUAAAAAAGUAUAGACACAAAUCUGCAAAACAAUGUGGCGCAAUACACUAAAUAUAAUUUCUAAACUGUCCCAUCAGGGUCCGAAGUUAUCAUUAUGUCCCAAAAAUGGACCUCAGUCGUUUAGAAAUGACCUGACUUGCAACAUCAGCACCACUUCGAAAUUGGCGAUGUUCGUGCAAACUCAAGACACCCCAAAUCCAAACAGCUUGAAAUUUUUACCAGGCGUCAAAGUUUUGGAACCCGGACAAACCAUAGAUUUUCCCACUGGGCAAGCAGCGUUUUGUUCGCCCCUAGGAAAGCAGCUUUUUCGAAUUGAAGGCGUGAAGAGCGUCUUCUUGGGGCCCGAUUUUAUUACAAUCACAAAAAUCGACGAUGAAGUGGAAUGGAAGGUAAUCAAACCUGAGAUUUUUGCCACCAUUAUGGAUUUCUUUGCUAGUGGAUUGCCAGUGCUUUCUGAUGUGACGCCCAAUGCAGACACGCAAAUAAAUGACGACGAUAGUGAGAUUGUUCAAAUGAUUAAAGAAUUGUUGGAUACGCGAAUACGACCUACGGUACAAGAAGAUGGAGGUGAUAUAGUUUUCAUAGGGUAUGAUGAUGGAAUUGUUAAACUCAAAUUACAAGGUGCAUGCACUAGUUGUCCAAGUUCUAUUGUUACUUUGAAGAAUGGGGUCCAGAAUAUGUUACAGUUUUAUAUCCCCGAGAUCCUGGGGGUUGAACAGGUUCAAGAUCAAGUAGAUCUAGUUGCUGAGCAACAUUUGCGAAAAUUCGAGGCUAGAUUAAAGAAUGAGAAUAAGGAAUAAUUUAAAGUGUAGUCUAAAAUUGUAAAUAUUUAUUAUAUUAGUGAUAUUAAAUUUGUUAAGUUGC